AUGGAGUUCCAACGGAAGAUUGUCAAGCAGUCUGGACUUGGUGACGAAACUUCUUUGCCUGAAGCAGUUCGCAACCCAUAUUUAAAAUCUACAAAUAUGAUGGUCAUAGCGAGGGAGGAGGCAGAGCAAGUGAUGUUUGGUGCAUUGGAUAUUCUAUUCUCUACUACAUCUGUGAAGCCGAAGGACAUGGGAAUUCUUGUUGUGAAUUCUAGUUUAUUUAGUCCUACUCCAUCCCUAUCCGCUAUGAUCAUAAAUAAAUACAAACUUAGAGGUAAUAUCAAGAGCUUCAAUUUAGGUGGGAUGGGUUGCAGCGCUGGAGUGAUUUCAGCCGAUCUUGCCAAAGACAUGCUUCAGGUUCAUCGAAACACCUAUGCUAUUGUCGUGUGCACAGAGAACAUUACUCAUGGUGCCUACUCUGAUCGCAACAAAUCCAUGAUGUUAUCUAAUUGUUUAUUCUGUGUAGGUGGUGCUGCGACCUGCGAUGCUGGCAAUCAUUUCUUCUUUCUGGGAAACUUGAUUAGCUCUGAGUUCAUUCAGUCUUUCUGA
Molecule: messenger RNA, 546 nt
Organism: Papaver somniferum (opium poppy)
Lineage: Eukaryota; Viridiplantae; Streptophyta; Magnoliopsida; Ranunculales; Papaveraceae
Product: 3-ketoacyl-CoA synthase 4-like
Exons: 1
Coding region: 1-546 (181 amino acids)
Biological process (GO): fatty acid biosynthetic process
Cellular component (GO): membrane
Molecular function (GO): acyltransferase activity, transferring groups other than amino-acyl groups
Source: RefSeq, a predicted model, not a curated record